GCUGUGCGGGAAACGCGUGCCGGAUGCUAUAUAGGGACGGAUAUGGGGAACGACUGGCCUCCUCGUUUCCUCCUAUCUCAAUUAUCGUACUGUCCUAUUCCAAGUCAUGGAUCCACUCAGAAUGUCGUCGCAUUCACCAAGCGAUCUAACAGGACUAGUACUUCAUCUAGAUGGGUGGGGAGAACUUCAGCCUCUUACAUUGCGAUUCUACAAGGAUCGUACUAAGGUGGUCCACAUCGGACGCAAAUCCGCCCAGAAUUCUGGGGAAUAUGUUGCUACAGACGAUAGAGCCUUAUUCCGAUGCGCAGUAGUUAGCCGUCAACAUGCUAAGCUGAUCUUCACCGAGCAUGGAAACGUCUCCGUCACAGACUUGGGCUCUCACCAUGGAACUCACCUCCUGAAGUCUGGCGAAACGACGUCGAAGAGCCUACCUGCGCAGGUUGCCCACACACUUGCCGACGGGGAUACUAUCAUCUUCGGCAAGUCCGUCAUAAGAGAUGACUCCCAAGUACGGCCUGUCGUCGCCCGUAUUGAACUGGAGUAUUCCUCCCCACCUGAGCUUCCGAGCCCUACCACAUGUGCGAAAGACUUACCCGAGCAACAAGGCUCGAAGGGUUCCGGGAGAUACGGCGUCUAUGUCUCCUCGUCGUCCUCAUCUUCAGACGACGAGUCUGACAAUGACUCUGUUGUUUACCUUCACUCCUCACCACCAACAAGGAGAAGCCAUUCGAGCAACUUCUUGCCUUCCUUUCAAUCACUCCGCUCUGCAAAUUUCUCUCUUGACUCCAUUCGUUCUUCAAUGAACGCAGACCUCUUUUGUGUUUUGCCUCCUAUCCACACACUUUCUUCCGCUUCAGUUUCCCCCUCAAGUUCUGUUCAGGAAAUAUCACCCAUAGCUGAGCAUUUCGCUCGAGGAGGUCCAAGUGCGUCAGCAUCGAGCACGGUAGGAGGGAUUGGUCUGCACACCGAUCCGGAGGUCAUCGGUGCAUGGCCCAAGACACCCGUACUCUCUCGUUCUCGAUCUGGUACUCCUUUCCCGAGGGGAUCACCCAGCACCUCGUCAAAACCCUCGGAGGAUCGCGCUGAUACCCACGCAUUCCCCGUUGAGGAUAUUGGACACACCAUUGCCAAUGUCGACGCAGAGGUAGAUAUGCCCAUUGACAAGCCUGAUGAACAACUUGAGCAGGCGCACGCCAUAAGUCAGCCAUCAAUCGAAUGUAGCGCCAAUUUGGACGACUCGCAGUCAUCAUUGGCUCCCGAGACAGAGGGUGCACAGAAUGACAAUGAAGUUGUUGGGGGUGGGGCGGUACAGGUGAAUGAAGUUGAUCUUCCCCCAGCAACCGUGGGGGAAAGUGAGUUGAUAUCUGAGAGGAUCGUUGAGGAUGUACCCGUUGACGAGGCUGAAAGCAAUGUGGUGCAACCAGAAGUUGCUGACACUGUCGUUGAGACAAAUACAGUUAGCGUUGAAGUACCCACCACCACCGAGUCAAAGAGCCCAACGUUUAUUUCACCCGAUGCUUGGGCUUCCAUGAAGGCCUCGGUUACUGCCAUUGAGGAGCUUCGGCGAAAGGCUGAGGAAGACCUCGCUGCUAUCAAAGCUGCUCAUGCAGAGACGGAGCUCACACUUGCUAAGCUAAAGGAAAACGUCACCAUGGUAGGCUUGAUUCAUUCUCAAUUCAGAGCUGGUUUGCCUCAUCUGGUGCAGACCACUACAUUGAAGCGCAAGCGUCCUAUCGAAGAUGAUGAUGACGAUUCAGUCGCUCUCGAUAGCGUUCCAUCUUCAGUUCUCCUCCUUCCAGUUGCGCCUGUCCAAGCACCCGCUAAGCGCAGACGAGUGAUGCGUUUCGUGUCGAAGGUGGCACAGACAACUGCCAUUGCCUCCGUUGGUGCUGUCGCAGCAUGGUCUGCCCUUGCAUUUAGUUAGACAUCUUUGGGACGCUUUUUGUGUAACUUAUUGGCCUGGAUGGACAGGCACGUAUUCGGUUAUGCAACUGUAUGAUUACUUCUACCCUUGUAAAAUACUCAUUACACACAAGACAAAUCAAUUAUCACAUGUACUGUAUGGAGGAAGAACUGUGCAAAUGAGUUUCUUGCUCGUUGGUAUGUGCAAUUGGUUGGGCAGUAUCCACUGGGCUUAUGUUGCAAUGAAAACUUGAGUAAGUU
Messenger RNA from Somion occarium, 2163 nucleotides. The record is from the annotation of a GenBank genome assembly. Lineage: Eukaryota; Fungi; Basidiomycota; Agaricomycetes; Polyporales; Cerrenaceae.